Caenorhabditis briggsae is the source of this 384-nucleotide messenger RNA. The record is from RefSeq and is a predicted model, not a curated record. The transcript has 3 exons. NCBI's taxonomy places the organism in Eukaryota, Metazoa, Nematoda, Chromadorea, Rhabditida, Rhabditidae. The coding region runs from base 1 to 384 and encodes 127 amino acids.
AUGAAGUCAGCUCUUCUUAUUCUUGUCAUCGUUGGAUGUGGCAGUGCCCAAUUCAGUACCAGCGGUCGAGCUAACAUCACCAAGGUUCAUAAUGAUCUAAGAUCUGCUGUUGCCAAAGGAACCUAUACUGCUAAGGGAACACUCGAACCAGCAGCUGUCAACAUGCGUGAAAUGAAAUGGGAUACGUAUCUUGGCAGCUCUGCUCAAGAACAUGCUGACAAGUGUCCAAACUCUCACUCAAAUGCAGAAGGAGUCGGAGAAAACUUCUACACAAUAUGGUACGCUCAAUCUCCAAAUCUUGAUAACAGUGGAGUCGAAACGUCGAAAGCAUGGGCCAAAGAGUUCCAAAACAUAGAACUGCGGAAAGGAUGCAAAACAAUAUGA